AUGCGUCCAACCCAAGCCAUCGCUCGCCCUCUCACCACUCGCAUCAUGCAAGGUGCUGCGGGACGCUACACGCGCUACCCGAACAAGCUUCACUCGCGCAGCAUCAUCACCUUGAAAGACCACCUGUUCUUCUCGAAGGCUACGGCCUCUGGGCCGGGCCGUAACGGCAACGUCAAGUCUUUCGGUGAUGCCCCCCUCGACCUGAAGAUUUCCAUGCCGAAGAAUGCCGGUGGAAAGGGUGACGGCCAGAACCCGGAGCAGUUGUUCGCUAUGGGCUAUUCAUCAUGCUUCCUCGGCGCCCUGCAACUUAUGGGCUCGCGUGCGGGCAAGAAAGAGCUCACAGACAAAGCUCAGGUUCACGCCACUGUUUACCUGGGUCACCCGACCGACCCGAAUCUGGAGGGCUUUGGCCUCCGCGUCGAGCUUACUGUCGAAGGUUGCGAGGACGACGCCCUCAUUCAUGCCGCGCAUGAGUUCUGCCCUUACAGCCGUGCUCUGAAGCACGGCAUCGACGUCAAGGUCAACAAGGUCUAAGCCCUUGAGGAUUUCGUCGUGUUAUCAUGCUCUGUCUCCCUUCACUGUAUCCUCCCAAUACCCAUUUAUCCCAAUCACGCCCAUUUAACGAGGCUUUAUUGAACUGCCUAGAUAAAUUAUGGCAACCUGAAUAUACAAAACAUGUAAACAUACACG
Molecule: messenger RNA, 690 nt
Organism: Phanerochaete carnosa HHB-10118-sp
Lineage: Eukaryota; Fungi; Basidiomycota; Agaricomycetes; Polyporales; Phanerochaetaceae
Exons: 4
Coding region: 1-534 (177 amino acids)
Biological process (GO): response to oxidative stress
Source: RefSeq, a predicted model, not a curated record